CGCGGGUUUCGUUGCGGUUUUUCGACGAUUUCGUUUCGUCGUGAUGCUCGGCUGACGAACGUCUGCCCACUAGACAGAUUCCUUUUUUUCUCGCUCGGCACGCAUGCAGUCCACCACAUCGACUGAGCCUGCUGGAAUCUUGCCGGGCGACUUUCCCUUUGGCCGCAAAGACUGCCGCAAUUUUCUCCCUUACUUUCGAUGAGCUCCAGUCUGUGCCAUCGGGUGUAGUGACAGCGCCCGUCUGUCCUGUUCCGCAAGCGGUUCGGAACGAGCACGCUGUUUUUGUCACUCUGUCCAGUUGGAGGGUGGAGCGUCUUUUCGGCAUGGUCCGCAUACUCGACUGCGUCUGGUCUUUUUUCUGCUUUGUGAGGCAAAAACCGGCUCGAGCUUAUCUGGGAUUCGCUAGUCAAACGCUUCUCGUGAUGUCAGCGCCUCGAUCGCCCUCAAAAACGCUGCCAACAGCUUUUCAUGACUAACGCGGUGGCUGGUGCCGGAAUCGGGGCCUCAACGAGCAUGAGGAAUUGCAGUGUCUCGUUCGUCUGACUCAGUCCGUUUGCCAGUUCCAACUCUACUCACUUUGCCGUGUUGACCGUGUGUCUCCAUGAAUCUCGGCUUCCCGGCUUCCGCUGUUCUGCGACACAGCGGCCCUCAGGCACCGGGUCCCUGUCUUUUUUGCUGUGAACCGUUGUUCUCGCGUUUUGGGCAGUUUAAUCUGCGUCUCUUGAAUCCUUUUUUCGGUUCUGCUGUUGGGGAUAAAUGCGCGCCGGCCUCUCUAGACUACGCACAUCUUCUCGGCCGCGACGGCUUCCCGCAUGUAACUAGAAUGUUUCUGCGCCUGUGCCGUUGAACCAGAUGGCCGGGCCCUUUUCUAUCGAGUUGCUGCAGGCGCAUACUUACCCCAUUCUACGACAUUUCCAACCGACUGUGUCUCUUAGCUUUGCUUGACUCUUGGGCGCACCCGUUUCGUCUAGCUUUGUUGUCUCACGCAGCUUAUUGACCGGCUUCUGGCCGCGUCUCCUCCAGCUCCCCCGGUAUUCCUCUUCUCCGUUCCUUUCUGUGGCACUCCGCCCGUCUGGACAACUUCAUCUGUCUUUUUACAGAACCUGUCCUCUCUUCUGGAGUUAGCAGGGCCCGAACGGUUUCGAGUUCCUGCGUGUGAGUCCAGUUUGAGGUACGGACAACCAACGGCUUCACGAUUGCUUUCACCGUUCCCACUUCCAUGUCCCAGCUUACUGCAAAUGCAAUUUCUCGGCCACGCGAUGUGUACAGGCGCCUCCACAACCACAUACAUAUCGUAGUUUACGUAGACGCAUGCACCUCCCCGCACACUCGAAUCGACCUAUCGGGUACACCUCUCCAGUGACGUUCGUUCCCAGGUGUCGCUGCCGAGACUUCAGGGUAAAGCGGAGGCACCCGAGGCGGUGCAUGCGACCUCCGGCCCCUUUCGCGAGUCUGCGCUGCAGCGAUGCUUUGCCCUUCCAACGCGUUCUCGCUUGCUCAGAAACAGGGGAACGACGAUGGACUCGGCCGCUCCACGUUCGCCGCAAGAGGCGCCAGCCUCUCCUGCGUCUGAAGAGCAGCCGGAAGUGUCUCUGCAUACUUGUGGAGACCUCCCAGCUGCAGAGGAGAUUGAAACGGCGCCUGAAAGCCGCGUUGUCUGCACAUUCGGAGAAGAGGGCACUGAUGCGUUGACUCGCCAGCCCAUGGCUCGUGAUGCUCCCGUCUCUCCAGGGGAAGUAAGAGAAGCGGAAAGCCCCGCGACAUGCCACGACGGAAAACUUCACCAGACUGUCCCUGAGAGCGAACUCGAAGCUGGCAAAAGUGGAGACGCAGAACAACGCCGUCUGUCAGGGGCAUUGCCACUUCCUGGUACCAGCCAGCCUUUCUUUGGAUCCUCUACAGUCGCUGCUCAUGCACAUCAAAUAGUCGCUGUGCUCCAUUCUGCCUCUUUCUCCGCUUCUUCUUCGUCCUCCGCUUCUUCCUCGUCAUCCUCAUCUUCCACUUCCUCUUUUUGUUCCUGCGCUUCUUCCUUGUCCAGCUCUUCUUCGUCUUACUCACCUCUCUCUUCUGACCGAGGUCGCGGAGCUUGUUCAGGCUUUGCCAUGUGCGUCGAUGGUGAAAUGGGGGCGCCUGAGAUAUCGGCGGAGAGCGGGAGUGUCGGGGGAGAAGAGAGAGCAGUAGCUGAACAUGGCGAAGGCAGUGUAGAAGCGGACUGCGGCCUCAGGUUACUUUCCUUUCCUCUGGCACCUUCCUCCAGUCGCAGAGUUUCCGCGGACGAGACGCGUGGACCGAAUCUUUGGGGAAGACCACAAGAGACCAGCGGUUCUCAGGCGGCCCGGCCGUCUCAAGCGCCUCCCCGUGUCACGUCGUCUCUGUCGUCUUCACCAUCUUCUUUCUUGUCUUCUUCUUUUUCUUCUGCGUCUUCUUCCUUUUCUUCUUCUGCGUCUUCUUCCGUUUCUUCUUCUGAGUCUUCUUCCUUUUCUUCUUCUGAGUCUUCUUCCUAUUCUUCGUCUUCCGCGUCUUGUGCUUCUUCUGUGUCGGGCGAUAUUGCCCGUGGGGGUCAGGCUCCUCCUGGGUCUCCGUCUUCUCCGGCAGUGUGUCUGCCUUCCUAUCCACCGCUACCGACUUUCGCAGACGACAUGCGAGUUUUUGCGUCAGAGGCGAAGCUGGUGCAUCUGCUUCGUCUUUGUUCUCGGCACAUGGAGACCCUCGACGCGGCCUUUGUGGAGACACGCAGAGCGGGCGCAGAUGCGGCUUCUGUUCCUUCUCUGCCGUGGUGUCCUCAAGUUUCUCGUGCGUCUCUUCCCACACUGGAGGAAGCUCUGGAUACGUACGCAGGCUCUCUGGUCCGCGUCGACCGUCUCCUCGGCUCGCUGCUCGAAACUGCGUCGCCUGCGACUCUCCUCCUCGCCACUUGUGUGAUUGUCGAGCAGCUCGAAGACCCGGAACUGCUUCUCUCUCUCUUCUCAACUGUCUUCGCCACGCUUGGAGACACCGAAGCGCACCAGCGCCUCCUCCCCUGCAUCGCGCCUCUCACGGAGAUACUCCCUUCCGCCGAGCCAGACGCAGCGCUGUCCGAGUCGUCACUGUCUCCUACGCCACUCACCACCUCCCCCAGUCCCCCCAGUCCCCCCACUCCCCCGUCUUCUUCUUCUACUUCUCCGUCUUCUUCUGCUUCCUCUUCGUGUUCUGCCCCCCUUUCUUCGUCUUCUUCUUCUUCUCCUUCUGCUGCCUUAAGUUCGUCUUCGCCUUUAGUGCCCUUUGGCGCGUUGGAGACUCGGCCUUCUGCGUGCAUGGUGGACGCGGCGGUGUCGUUCUUGUCUCGCUUGUCUUCUCUGCCGCUGGCACGGUCGCGCUGCGGACAGGUCUGGGAUGGAGAGCACGUUGCGUAUCGCUGUUUGACUUGUGGCGGCAGUCAGAGCAGCUGCAUUUGCGUCUUUUGCUUCCAAGAGGGGAACCACCUGGGCCACAGCUACUUCAUCUACCGGUCGAGUUGCGGCGGCUGCUGCGACUGUGGCGACGCCUCCGCGUGGGCACCCUCCGGCUUCUGUCGGCACCACCCUGGGGGCCGGCGAGACGUGGAUCCUUCCCUCGCACUCCCGGCGGUUUCAAAGUUCGCCCUCGCGCUCCUUCUGCGCGUGCUCGUUCGCCGCCUCGCGAUGCAUGCCCUGGAGAAAAACUGGACCGCGACUGAGGAGCUCUGCACUACGCUGCUCCAACUCUCCGAACAGCACGAGGGCGUCCGCAGGUGCCUCGGCCAGGCGAUGUUGGAGGCGGUGCGCGGCACACCCGACGACAGCCGCGGCUUCGCCUGCGAGGAGAUUCCGGGGCGCGACCGCCUGCGCCUCCCACCGAACUACGCCCGCUACGACGGCUGUCAGAGCCUCCUUUUGAAUCCUGCGUUGCUCGCGCCUGCUGGGGGGGGAGCCGCCUGGGUCUCCGAAGAAGAAGAACUCGACAGGCGGGCAGCCGAAGGCGCCUCGCGGGCCGCAGAGGCCCAGGCGAAGGCCGCUGGGGGGGGCAACAGCCUCGGGGGCGCAGAGGGCGAGCAUCGCAUGCGUAUGGCGACGGAACGCGAGCUUCGGGAAAUCAACGAGAGAAAACGACACGGAGGCGUCAACGUCAAAGCCUUCGACGACGCCCUCCGCUUCGCCAUGUGGGGUGGCGCAGGCACGAAUGCAGAGACAAACGACGCACCGUUCACCGGGUCCAGAGGCCUCGCGACAGACGCGCAAGUCCGGAAGCGAGAAGACCGCAGAGACAGCGGACACGAUGAAAAAAGAAAAGGGGAGACACCGAAUGGCCAAACAGGACAUAUACAUCAUGAAAUGCCGGGCAACCAUGACACGCAGUGUUCGUCAUCUUGGCCCCACUCUUCUUCUUCUUCCUCUUCUUCCUCUUCUUCCUCUUCUUCCUCUUCUUCUUCCUCUUCUUCUUCCUCUUCCCCUCUCUCUUCGUCGUCUUCUUCUCGUCAGUACGGGGUAGGGGCGUGUGUGGCGUCUGUGCUGCUGAAGGUCGCAAGCGACAUUUCCGGUCGUUUGGUGGAGGAGGAAGGUCGCCGGAGGCCAGGGCGCGAGGAAGGCGAGUCUGAGGAGACGUUAGAGACGGAGAAGGCGGUGCAUGCGUCACUCACCACUCUCUGGUUGGCUCUUAUGUUCGACGAGUGGUUUAAGGAGCAGUUCGCCUUCGUCUUCAUCCAGCAGUACAAAGAUCUUGUCUUGAAGAGCGACAGCGCGCUAGAGCGGGUGACCGUGCAGGUCUUGUCGAUUCGCUCUCUGCUGACGCGUCUCCUUUACUCGGGACUCCUCCUGCCUCUGCUCUUCUCCUCCUGCCGACUCGUCCUCGCCCAAGCUGUACCGCGGUUGUCUCCGCGCCCGCGCGCUCGCCUCGGCUGGAGGCGUCGCAGAUGCGCCUGGCGAGGCUUCCCGUCUCCGCCUUACAUCGACGUCCGCAACAGUCUUCUCCACCGCAGGGGGUACACCAACUCCCUGAACGACGUCCGGUACCUCGUCGCCGAAAAGGACCUUCUCGUGCAAUAUCUUUCGGAGCACCCCGCGAACGUGGCGGCGCUCUGGGACGACGGCUUCCUCCCGCUCUACUGCUUGAGUCAGAACGUAAAUCUCCAUCGGCGCCGGACGACGACGCACGUGGAGUACGAGGACUCGCACCGGUGGUCGCACUCGCUCUGUCUGGCGAUUGAACUGGGGCAGAACGCGCUGGCUCUCCACGAGAUCCUGGAGGCCUGCCCAUGGCCUGUCGCCGUCUUGAUUUUCCAGAAAACUCGACAAAGAAUGCAGGCCUGGGUCGGAGCGACGCGGCGACGCGAGUGCGUCGAAGAAGGCGUCCACUGGGUCUUCGCCAGCGGCGGCGGAGUCGCCUCCCUUCUCGACCGAGAGAGAAACCGAGAGAGAAACCGAGAGAGACGGCGCCUCGGGCGACGGAGACGCUUGGAGACCGGGGCCGACGAAACGGAGGAGGCGAGACAGGCGGCGAGCGUCAGCGCGAGAAGAAGUCGCACUGCAGAGCAAGGAAGAGGUGGAGCGCAGAGUGGAGAGCAGCGAGGCGAAGGAGAGAAGCGACGAGAAGGGAACCUGGCCUGGCUGCGAAACGGAAGACCAGUGUAUCCGGAGCGCCGGAGUGCAGACCACUGUGUGAGUCGACACCCGACGUCGUUCCACGUACCCCUGAGUCGGCUCUUCGCUCAGCUGCUGAAGGCUCUGAUGACGCACCGCGAAUGCCCUGUGCAAACGCUCGAAGAGCUGCUGGAGCUUCUUGGCCUCUCUCUGGAAGACACAAUGGAGGCGCUCGAGCACCACCUACGAACGCUCGUUCUUUUCCACCAAGUGACUACCUGCAGCAUGUGGGUUCGAAACGGCGUCGCAGUCGUGAGCGAGGCUCAGUGCUACCGGCGAGCGUUUUAUCAGUCAGUUUUGAUCGAUUUGGACUUGACGGCCGUUCGGCUCGCGUGCUGCUCGACUCCGCCGCCUCUCUUUCUGCUGCAACUUCUGUCGCGUUGUGAAGUUCCCUUUGAUCUUGCUCUCUCGCCUCCGUGUUCGUCGCUCCUGUCUCGAGCGAGCCCAACGUCCUGCGCCUCCGUAGCUUCACCGCCGCGAGCUACAUCUGCUGUCGGCUCAGGGUGUUGCGGGGACGGGGGCGAGUGCAGAGUGUCUGUCUGCUCGCAUUCGGGCAGGCAACAUGCGCCGACUGGAGAGGAGACAGGGAGCGUGUAUGCGAGUGAGGCAGAGAGGGCGUCUGAUGUUUCAAUCUUAGCUGCAGUCACUGCGCAAGGACCUCCGUUAUUUCUUCCAGGACGCGACCGACCAGGUGCGAAACCCCACGGGGGCUUGUUGAGAAGGCGGGAAGCAAUGAUCGAGGAGGUGGUUUUUGGAGGACCCAGCAACGAGCACCUCCUUCCGCAAAUGCAUGCAUUCAUGGUGUUGUUGCUGCAGUUUCUCAGCCCGACCAAUACCCUCUUUUGUUCAGAAGAGGAAAUGAUAAAAUACCUGCUUGGCCACCACUUGAUGCGCGGGCCUCAGACCCACUCCAGUCUGCAAGAUGUCGUCACAAGGCCCUACAAGCAGCAGCAGCAGUUCACAGACCUCGUCGAUCGUGUGUUGAAGAAGAUUUCCACGUAUCGCGGAGCAGAGGGCAUGACUCCGGGCCAGUUCCACAUUCGCCCCGCCAGCUGGGCCUUCUACGAUCCGUACUUCCCUUACUUUUCCUGGGCGGACCACCAGCACAUAGAAGAGUCUUUUCUCGAACAAAUUAAAGCUCACCCAGAAAUCCUCAACGAAUGGCUACCCCAUUCUUCCUCUUCUUCUUCUCUCUCCUCGAUUCCGGAGGCGUAUCGCCUCGGCUUUUUUGACUUUUGCUUGAGUCCCGAGGUACGCAGCGCAGUUUGGUUGCUCACGCUCCAGGUGUUGCUUGCGCAAACGACGGACCCGCGCUUCAUUCACCUUCUGCUCUCUCUGCUGCUGCGACUGAUGAGUUUGGAGAUGCUCUGGAAGGAGCAGGAGACAGCGGAGGUCCGGGCACAAGUCCUCUCUGGCCAGCGCGCAGACGACCUGCUCCGGCGCGUCUUGCGCACAAGGCGAAGACGCCGCAAGAGAAGAGAGACGCGACAGGCCGAAAGAAAACAAGCUGAACAAGAGGGAGAACAAGAGGGAGAACAAGAAGGAGAACAAGGAGUCGGGCAAGGCGAAGGGAAAUGGCAGGUGAAAGGCACUGGGUGUGUGGAGGACGAAACAGGGACGCUGCGCAGGUCUUCUUCCUUGUCAGAUGCGUCCGACGUCGAUCCUGCAGACGAAACAGAAGACGAGGAAGAAGACAAAGAAGAAAGAGUUGUGAUUGAACUUCGGGAGAACGUGGACAUCCUCGGAGUGGCGCGCUGGAUGGGCACAAACCUGGGAGACUCGCUGCUUCGUACCUUUCAGCUUCACCACGUAUUUGGCGACGUUUCUGGGCGAGAAGAGGCCCGCUGGUUUGCCCGUCGACUCGAAAGGAGACAGAAGAGACAGUCGCGACGUGGUCAGGCGGGCGAGGCCGGCGAGGCCGGCGAGAGAGGAGACACCACAGAAGCCGGCAAAGACCCUGGCGAACCGCGAGACCAGCCUUCGGAGAGCGGUGCGGCAGUGUCUGUGUGCUCGGAGGACUCUUCUCGCAGCGACGACAGUGAAGAGGAAGAAGCCUUGCUUGAGGAGGAGAAGAUCUCCGGGCGAGGCGGCGGUCGACGAAGAGACCGCAGGGAGACAGAAGGUCAGUCGUCGCUGAGCGGGGACAGCCUCCAAACCCAUCGCGGGUCCUCAGACGAAGAACAUAGGGUGACCUUCGACUCCGACGACGACAUGCGGGGCCGCACAGAUCGCGACGGUCACUUCUGGAUUGAGAGACACUUGGGUGGAGACGCAAGAAACGAUGGAGGCGAGGCGGUCGUCGCAUUUGCAGACGGAGGUCGGGAGCGGAGACGUUCCGGGGAGACCGCAGAGAGAGAGCGAGACUCGCGCGCAAGAGGCGCUGGUCUCUGGGGCGCACAUCGGGGCGUCUUCUUCAGUCCUGACGAGGAAGAAAGUAGCGAGAACAGUGACGAGGACAGCGCGGACGAUGACGUGAUGAGUUACAUCGCCUGGGGUGACAGCGCAUCGGGGCGCCGAGAGGCGCUGGGGCGAGAGGAAGGCGAGGAAGACGUGGAGAUGGAAGAUCGCGAGGAGGAGCCCGAGGCCAGAGUCGAUGGAUUCGGCUCACCGCAAAGACGCAGACAGGAGUUCCCUUCCCCGAGCGGAAGAGAGCUGGAACGCGCGUCUCUUUCUUCGUCCUCUGGAGGCGAAAAAGAGCCCUCCGACCCCACUCCUGCUCCUCCCUGUGUCUCCCCACGAUCCGGCGAGGUGGCACCGGCUUCGCCCCUCUCCUGGGCCCCUUCGGAGACUCUUGCGCGCCCCACAGAAGCCGGAGACACAGCUGCGGAGACCCCUCGCCCAGGCUCGGCCUCCGCUGCGGGAACAAGGCCUGUGGGGUGCGGCGACAUGUCGGAGACGCCGGCGGGGGCGAGAGAAGCGCGCGACAGACUGAAAGCCUGGAGGCGUAGGCGCCGACGCCUCGGUUCCACGUGGAAAGUCGACGAGAGCGGGGUGACUGGCCUUCUCGAUUUGUUAGGUCAGGAUGUCUUUGUGUUCGGAGCCGAUGGGUCUGUGGAGACAGGCGGGAGAGGCGACGCAGACCUGAUUGUCUCCGAAGACGGAGAUAUUCUUUAUGACCGGGACGACGAAUCGGCCCCAAGAGAUGCGUUUGAAGAUCCUCUUCUCCUCACGCUGCGCCGACUGAGAAACGAAGAGAGUUAUCACUACAGGAACACAACUCUCUCGGCAGCACCUUGCGUUUCUUCCUCGGUGCCUCCUCCUUCAAGACCUCCAGUCUUUGCGCCCUCGCCUCUCGGGUCGCUCUGUCUCCUUCCAGGGGCCGCCGGCGAGGUCGCGCGCCGCCUCGUCGAGAACAUGGAGACGGCGAACUGGCGAAAACCGGGGGAUGGCGCGAGUGGCGCCGCGCCCGUACCCGGUGUCUCUUCGUCCGUGGACUCUACCGGAGACGGCGGCAACACUGGAGAGAGAGAGCAAGGGGAAAGAGAACAACAACGAGAACAGAACGAGGGAGAAAGAGAGAGAGAGGGAGAGACAGAGCAGACGAUGGAAGGCGAGGACAACGCGGAGGCGUCUGCAGGGGAAGGCGAGGCCCAGCCGGCAGAGUUUCUGAUCCUCGUUGCCCCCGGUGACGCGGAUUCAUCAUCGUGGGUGGAGGCAUCCGCGACAACUGUAGAGUCAGCAAUGGAGGCCGGCGAAGUCGGGCUUGCAGCUGAGAGUAACUCUCCCGGUCUGAAUGCUGUUGAAUCGUUCACCGAGUUGUUUCGCCUGCCACUCCCGGACGCGAACGCGCCUCGUUCUGCUUCGUCGCAGUCUGGAACUGUCGAUGGUCUCGGCGUCUUCAGCGACUCUCUUCGUCAUCAACUUGUGGAUAUUCUUCAUGCUGCAGGGGCAACUGAUCUCCAACCAGCCAUUACUCCUUCUUCUUCGACUCCUUCAUCGUCUCCUUCUUCCUCUUCUUCGUCUCCUUCUUCCUCUUCUUCGUCUCCCUCAUCGUCUCCUUCAUCGUCUCCUUCUUCCUCUUCUUCGUCUCUUUCUUCCGCUUCAUCUUCCUCCUCUCUCUCCUCUUCUUCUUCGUCUGCUUCGUCUUCUUCAGGGCGCCAGGCUGGCCCUGAAGCCGCGAGUGAGGCUCGGACAGAGGCGCUGGAGGCGACCAGCUGGCAGGUCUUGCUUCUUCGGGCCGUCGUGCGCGGAGCCGAGAGCACAGAGCGAAAUCUGGCGGGUCUCCAAGUGGUGGCGCGGCACCUGCUGCGCGGCGCAGGAGCGGGGAGAGCCGGAGCGAGCGCGCGGGCGUUGCAGGCUUCCGGCAACGCUGUCUCCAUCGUCUUUGGGCGUCGGUCCCGGGCCGGGGACCUGCGGGGACGCGGCCUUGCCGCUCAGGGCGAGACCCGUGGGCCGGACAAGGGGGAAGUCUGCGCAGCGCUUCUGCGGCUCCUGCAGUGCCGGAGACGCGCGCCAGCGGAGUUCCCCUUCCGCCUGCGAUUCUCUAUGCUGAAGAUUCUGUUCGCGAUGAGACAGUCAACGCGAUUUGAGGCCCACUGGCAGCAACUGGACUGGGUUCUGCAGUCCGCCGCCCGCCUCGACCCCAGAGUUGGGCUCCAAAUGCGACGCUGGAAACGCGCCGCGGGUGCCGCAGCGGCUGCGACUGAGGCUCCAAGCCCCAAGGUGGGCCCCGUCGGCUCGGCGGCCUUCGGACUCGGAGACACCUGCGCCCGUCCUAGUGACGGCCUGCCAUCAUCGGCUGGCGACCGAGCAGGCGAGGUCCGAGGCGAGCUGCUGGCGCGCGCGCGGGAAGGCGAGGCGGCGAGUGAGGCCCUGGGGGCGGAAGAAGGCCUCCAGGGGUACGGGGCUGUGGCCCCAAAGCAGACGGGCGGAUCCACAAGCGCCAACGCGGGUGCGGCGAGGGGAGGCGACGAGCGCAGGCGAACAGAAGACGGCGAGGACGCGAAGCGCGGAGAGGAGUGGAAAGAAGCAGUGCGUCGUCGGCAGGAACAGGUCUUGGCGGCGUUUCGGCAGAAGCAGGCGACGUUCCAGUCAGGGAAUCAGCGCGAUUUCGACGAGGCGAAGUUUCUCGCGGACUCCGACGUCCCGCGUUGUGUCUCUUGUCGCCUCGAAGAAGAGACACUGCUCACCUUUCUGUCUUCUGCUUCUUCUUUCCCGGAGGACUACGAGCGCAUCUUCGGCGCCGCCUCGAGAUGCUGCUCACCUUUCAAUUCUCCGGGCGCGGAUCCUCUCGGUCUGCUCUGCCACGUGCAGCUGACCUCCGUAGGCUCUGCGCCCCGACCCUCGGUGCCGCCCUGUCUCCUCCAGCCGCCGUGGGCGCUUCUAGGCUCCUCAGGCGCGGGGGGCGCCGGCGCGGCCUCUUCGCGGGAGGGGCCUGGCGGCGCGACGGGGGCUACCGGCGUCGCGCUCGCGGGGUCGCUGGGCCGAGGCCCGGGCCGUCCUCGACGCGGCAGCGGCGGCGGGGGGACUUUGGGCUCAACGACGGCGGAGUUUCCCAGCCAGACCGGCCGCGAGGACCCGGGAGCCGACGAGCAAAGACGCUGCUCGGUCUUGGCAGUCGGACCGAGACACGAAGGCGGCUCCGGUGCGACCCAGAAGGGUGUGUUCGACGCCGCUGCGGCGCCGAUGAUCCUCGAGGACGUUGUCUCGCCGGCGUCCUACAGCUACGACCUCGUCCCGAACCUCCUCUCGCCACAGGGCGCCUUUCAGGGCUUCCAGAUCCGCAGCUGCGGCCACCGCAUGCACUUGAGUUGCUACCGCCGGUAUCAGAGAUCUCAGCAACACCACCUGUAUCUCUCCGAACUUCUUCUCCCUUGUCCCUACUGCCACCAACCUUGCAAUCUUCUUCUCGUCGACGCGCCGCCGCCCGCGGUCGCUCGCCUGCAGCUGCAGAAACUCCUCACGGCCCAUGUCCUCAAAAAGGCCCGGGCCAAACGCGCGGUCCCCCAGAGAAGCCUCGGCGUCUCCCCGAGCGGACCCGGAGACAAUACAGACGCUGAAGACAGUGGGGACGGGAGAGGCGUUGUGUGCCGAGAAGGCCGGGGGCAGGGAGACAGUCGGGAGGCUGCAGCACCCUGGCACUCGCCGUCGUCGAAGCCUGCGGGGAAGGGCCCCGUCUCAUCGGCGUCGCGCGCCGUCGCUGGUGGGCCUGCGCCGUUUUCGACUGGGCGCGAAGGAGGCGAAGGCGAGGAGGGAGAUGUGGAAGGUUUCAGCGACAGCGAAGAACGGGAGGCGCUUCGCCCGAGCCCACUGUCCUGGAAACGCACCCUGGAGCGCUUCGUCCAGCGGUGCGAGAAGCUCCGGACAGACCGCCAGAGGCUCGUGUCACUUGUUCAUCCUUCCUCGCGAACUCUGGGCCAGCCGUCCACGCCCGGGGCACCCCUGAGGCUCCAGUCUGCUCUUCUCCACACGGCGGCAGCCAGCGAGCUGUUGCAUUUAUGUCGAGCAUCUCUGCGGAUUUCGCCUCUUCACCUGCCCGCGCCGGUUCUCUGGUCCCCGUCCUGCACGAGUCUCCGGACUUCCCCGGGGACAGUCAGGCCCGCCGGGGCGACCUUUGCGGCGGGGCGCUUCGGCUUCUUCUCCUUCUCGAGCUCCUUCGCGCCCGACGCGAGCGGCGGAGACUCCGGCAUGGCGCGCCUCUCGCAGGCACUCGUCGGCGCCGACGCCGAGGGGAACGUCUCCGUCGCGGGUCCGCCGCGAGGGCCUCUCCCGCUCGCGGUCCCCGCAUGGGGCGGGCUCCCGACUGGGCUCCAAGGGGUCGCCGCGCCCGCGCCCAGCGUGGGCCCUGCGGAGACCGGCUCCGCGCGAGAGUCCCUCGCGGUCGACCAUGGCGCCGCAGAAAGGAGCGGAGAUGAAGCUGAAGCGUGUCUCGGAAUCGAGUCUCGUUUUCCAGGUGGUUCUUCAGUUCUGGGUCUCCACGCGAGUGAGGCGCCUCAGCAAAGCCUUGCAGCGGUCGGUGAUGAAGCCCCAGGGCGCGCGCGAACCGCGGCUGCUGAGGCCGGGAGGCGCGACGCCCUGCCUCGCGACCCGGGUGCGUCUGGCCCGGAGACACUGCACUCUCGCCAGCCCCCGUGUCAGACGUCUGCGGUCGCGGCGGUGCCUCAAGAGGCGUCGCUGAGACGCCUCUCGGAAGCCGGACAACCAGCGCCAGGAAUCACAGCACUAACAUCAGUAGCCCCGCCGGGAGAAAGGGAAGACAGGCCCGGCGUGGCGGACGCAGAGCACAUGGGGGGGCCUUCUGAACAACAGGCUGGCGAACGCGAGAGAAACGAAGGCGGCUGUCUCCUAUGGAGUCCGGCGGACGUCGGGAGGUUGUUCGGGCAGGCUGCGAGUGUGGCGGAGUCGCCGCGCUUCGUCGGCACAUGGCCGCGGAACGACUUUGUCGUCCACCCCCUCGCGGUCCUGUCCAAGCUGAUCAGCGACUCUGUGGAGCAAUCGGAGAUGACUCUGCGGAGUCAAUUCAACAGUGGGGGCCAGACGCUGUCGUCUGGCCAGGCGCAGGUGCUCCAUGGCUGCUAUGCGGUGUAUCUCCACCUUGCGGACGAGCUCCAGCAUGUAGCGAUAGGGGAGACAGGCGUCACGGCGUUCGACCUCUACCUCCACGACCUUGAGCUCUUGGCCCUCUUCCACUGCCCUCUCUUCCCCUCGCCUCUCGCGGAGCCCCUUUCGCCCGCGGCCACUGCACCGGUCCCCAGUUAUGUGCCUGACACUUCCAGAACGGUUGAAAGACCGAGUCUAUUCGUACACACAGAGUCGACCCCACCCCAAGAAAGUCCUUCGCUUUCCUCUUCUUCCUUCUCUUCGAGCACCUCUUUUGCUGCGUCUCCUGUCUCAGCUACGAGGCCGCGACCGGCGAAGUUGAAGUGGACUUUUGGCGGGCUACUUCCCUCGGACGCCUGUUCAUAUGUGGACCUGGUUUUUUCGGUGUCUCUGCUGCACCCGAGCACGCGCUUUCACCUGCUGUCUCGCCUGUUCCUCGCUUUCCACGCCCUCGCCCUGCGAGCCAAGGCCGACGAGAAGGCGGACGCGGCUGGGCGCCACUUGCGCGCGGCGAUCGACGCUGCCGAGCAAGGCGCCCGCGCCGCCGAGUGUCUCCUUCUCGGGUCAGGCCCCGCCUCGGAGACAGAUCCGGAGAGAGACACCGUGGCUUCCGCGAGUCGGAGAGGAGACAUGCAGACGCAGGGCGAGGACCCACCGGCCGACGCGAGACGGGCGUGGGUGUCUCCGGCGCGUCUCCCCGCCGGUGGAGCCCAAGACGAGGGCCCCGGCUGCGAGGGGCGACAGCGAGCAGACGAGCUGGCAGUGGGCGACGAGCGAAGAGGCGGCCGUGAGGGAGAAGGGUGGCUGUCUCUGCACACAGCGCUUCGACAGAUUGAAGAGGAAAUUGCAGCUGAGCUGGGAAGAGACACCCUCGAACAGUCCGGCGGUGUGGAUCGGACAGAGGCGCGAGGCAGGCGAGAAGAUGGAGAGACAAGUGAUGUGUGUUCUGCAGGGGCAGGCUUCCAACAGGGCCUUCCCAGGGAGAGAGGAGGUGACGAGGCAGGGCAGGAGACAAUGGCAGAUCUGUCUGGGAGUCUCUCAUCAAGAGAACUGUCAUCUUUCUUUUCGGAGUCAAGACCGGAAACACGGACGCACUCCUCUCCGAUGUCCGUGGACUUCCCCGGGGGUUCUCCUUCGAAUGCAGAGAAGACGGGGAAAGGACCACAGAGGCCGAGUCACCAGCGCGCGUUCCUCGACGUUCUCGAGCUGUACGUACAGCUCUUCUUUCUGUCGGAAGUCGUGGCGAUACUCUGGCAGUGGUGGGACCGCGUUCCCUUUGCUCAUUCGUCGAGCUCUCUCGACCGUCCAGAGGCAGCUGCGGGAGACUCCACAGACGGAGACGGCACAGCCUGGCAAGAAAUCUGGCGCGUCCUCCACGAACGGGCAAAGCAACAGAGAGAAGCGCGUCUGUCAGCGGACAAGUCUUCUUUCUGUCCUCCGUCUUCUUCUUCCGCUGCCUCCUCUUCCUCCUCUUCCUCUUCUUCUGCAGUGUCUCAGUCGCUGUCUCAUGCGUCUCCGCCGGGCGCGCUGUCUCCAGCUGUCUCUCCUCCUCGCGGGCGCAAGACGUUGCGUGUACCUGCGAGCGCAGACACCCCAGUGCGGAGUGGAGAGCUCGAGCCGGUCGCGGAUUCGGAGGGCCGUGGGGCUCCGGCAGUCUCCACCGGGUUCGCGGGGAUCCCUGCUGGACCGGAGACAGCGCGCAGGCGAGAGGGUCACCAGGGGGCAGAGAAGAGCAGCAAGCGGAGGAGCACGAGUCGAAAGGCUGAGGAAGACGAAGCGGAGAAAGGAACCGGCGAGCUGGGCAGACGAAGGCGGAAGCGAAACUGCGAAGAAGAGGGAACAGGCGGUCCGGGCGCGGUGGACGAGGAAGGCGAGCGAAGAAGAAACGAAGGGACCGUUUCGCUGACGAGUGUCUCGACGCACGAAGAGGCAACGGCGGCGACAGGGGCACAGAGAGGUCGUCGGGAGGAGGAGGAGAAGCCAGGCAGUGAGGCAGGCGGCGAGUCCGUCAACGCGACCCCGGCGUCUCUUCUCUUGGGGAGAGAGGCUUCUGAACGUGUGACUCCCGGCGCGGAACCGGGGCCUCUGCCUCUUGAAGAAACUGGGUGGCCUCACAGAAAGGAGGAGAAACGCGAGAAGAUCGGAGAAACGGUCGUGGAGACACGGACGAACACUCGACAAAGCAAAGCCUGCAGAGACGCUCUCGACUCGCAAAUCUUCUUCACGCGUUGGUCGCAGGAGGUCGAGACGGAGCGCCUUGAGUGGGAAGGCGACUCGGCAGUACUGGAAGAAACGCGACAGGCGGAUGGACUCUCCUCGAGCGUGUGGCUAGAAGACCUUCGCUUGCUGGGGCGGCGUCUUCCCUUCCCGCCUCGCAAAGAGCAGCUGGGCGCAUCGGCUUGGCGCGUACGUUUUGAUGAGGGGCACGCAGACGCAGAAGAGAGCGUAGACAGCGAAGAAGAAGCUGGAAACGCGCCCUGCUGCGACGCGGAUCCUUCGCGCUGCCUCGGGGGCUUUCGAGCUGACGAAAGGUCCGCAAAAGACGAGGAGCGUCUCCUCACCAAGGACUACCUUCUGGGUGUCUACGCAGCUCGGACGGAGCGGGCGGCGGAGCUGCGGGGUCGCGCGCCGGCGGGAAGGCGGACCAUACCGCUGUCGCGGGUCUCUCUGGGAGGUUUGCGGCCCUCCUCUCUGGACUGCGUAACUCCUCCCUUUGGCUUUCUCGAAGGCACUUGCUCAGGUUCCGUGGCUGGCGAGUCUGGAGAGCGACGAGUUGACCUCGAGGACGAGUUCCAUGACCAGCCGACAGGGCAGAGAAGUUUCGACGCAGACGUGGAAGGCAAAGAGAAGAGAGCUGGACACAUCGGCCUUGGAGAAGAAGAAAGAAAGAACGUGAUUUGCCGACUUGUCGAGGCCGGCCUCGUUCCUUGGCUCCGAAAGGUCCAUCUGCUUGCCAAGGUCGUCUGUCCUUCUCAGCCGCUGCCCUUCGACAAGGUCAAGACGGCGUACGAACUACUCGGACCUGCAAGUGCAAGCGACGCGCCAGUUCUUCGGACGCCUUCAGUCUCUUCGUUUUUCUCUUCUUCACAUGUCUCUUCCGUUUCUCUCUCGGAGCUCCUCCCUUCUUCUGUCGACCUAUACGACCCCUCAGAGGAGUGCGAGAUGCUUCUUGAGUCACUGCCGCUGCCCAAGUCGAUUCGCCUGUUCCUCUUUGGAGAGGACGACGACAUGUGGGGAACGGGGGAGCGAGAAGACUCCGCGCGACAGCGAGAAGACGAAGGGCGGUGCGACCCCGUGAUUUCAGCGGCUCUCAAGCUUCCCUCGCCCACAGCAUGGCCAAGCGCAGUAUCCGAGGCGCAUGCCUUGCGCAUUCUCCUACGCGAGUCUCAGUUCCUCUGCUGCCUCGGGUCGCUGCCGCCUUGUUCCACCUCGAUGACGCCGCUGAUGCCGAUUGUUGUCUCCUCGCGCUGCGGUCACGAAACGCUGGUCAGAGUCUUCCAGACAGCCAUGUGUCUCGCCCUGUCGGAGAAGAGCGGCGACAGCGUUCCAGUGCCGUCGACUUCUCGGGCACAGGCAACUGCCUCUCCGCCCUCGCCGUUCUUCUCGCGACUUCUGGCCGUCGGCGCCAGGGGCCUGGGGGCCUCCGCCGGAGCUCUGUGUGGGUCGGGGCGUCGCGUGCGUCGCGAACGAGAGAACGAGGAAAGACAGGAAAGCGUCGACUUCCUCAACCGCCACAUGCUCUACUUCAGUCCCCUCGCGCGACGCCUUCUCCCCGGCGACCUUGACAACUUGCUGGCGUCGAGCAACAUGAAGUGCACACUGCUCUUCUCCACCGUCAUGGGAGACGCGGACGACGGAGACGAAGAAACGACAUUCACUGUUGUCUGCGUCGCGCAGUUCCUCCCGCAUGCAACCAUCCUCCCGAAGCUGUACCAACAGUUCUACAACCACUUCCUCCAACUAGGAGCGUACACGCCCUCUGUUGGCCUCCACGCCACGCCUGCAUGCGCGGUCUGCGUGACUUGCGGGGCCUUCCUCUGCGCCCUCGACUGCUGCGACGCCAGAGUCCCCCUCCAAGAUGGCACGCAACCUCCGAAUCUUGUCCUCAAUCUCCGCCGACACGCUACCACGUGUGGCAUGGGCCUUGCGCUGUAUCUCCACCUCUCUGCAUCGGCUGUCUACGCAGCUGCUGUUGACACGGCGGUCGAUCGAGACGCCAAGUGGGGAUGUCUCCAUCUUGAUGCAUAUGGCGAAGAGGAUCCUCUCUUGAAACGAGGAAAGCCUCUUCACUUGUCGCUGAAUCGUCUGGGGCGCCUGACUGAGGACUGGCGGCAGCAUCAGAUUCGCCUCCUCAGAAGACUGCAGUGGUCCCGAAUGGACUCCAGCGCGAAUAAUCACGCUGCUCAAGGCAUGUAGUUACCGUGUCUUUCCUACCUUUACCGCUGGCGCAGUGUGUAUUCCUUCUCAUUGUAAGAGUCCGCGAGCCGUUCGUUUCCCAUUUGCCUGUUCACUUUCCCUCUUGACAAGCUCGCAGCUGAGCGUCUCGGAGAAAAGCGAAAUAGUGCGAACGGCCACCAAACGAAAGCGUCUUUUCGACGGGGCGCCGAGUCAGACGAGGAAAGUUCGCUUUUUGCACUUUUAUCAGAGGGAUUCGUGGAGUGUUGUCAGGACGGUUAAAUGGUCGACAGGGUGACAGCUCGUAAAGACCUGAAACGCGCGUUCCGUUCGUAUAUAUUUUCAACACGAGGCGAUCGAAGUGUAUAUACAUGCCGCAAGGGUGAAACGUCUAGGUGUUUCUGGAUUUCUGUCGAACGGCCACUCCUGUCCGUGUCAACCUCUCGCUUGGUAGAUGCGUAGAGGACUGAAAAGUAGGCGGCGCCUGUGGUCGUGGCCCUGGUGUAAGGCAGAAGCUGUCAAGGUUACCUAUGUGUCAGCCGAGUCAUUUCAGGGGGAACAAACGCGCUAGAAUCACGGUGAUCUGCCAGAGCCAAAAGGCAGACGACACUCAACGUGCAGCUACGAUCUAACGGAAGACGGUGGUGGUACGUACAUACCGGGUCCCAGCAGUCCGUAACGCUGCAGGUAACAAUUGGGGAAGUACUGAGGAUGUUCACCAUUUUCUGCGGACGAACACGCCACACUUCUUUUGGGUAGAAUCAUGGGCAAAGCAC
Messenger RNA from Toxoplasma gondii ME49, 18343 nucleotides. Its product is annotated as zinc finger in N-recognin protein. Gene Ontology annotation, cellular component: cytoplasm; ubiquitin ligase complex. Gene Ontology annotation, molecular function: ubiquitin protein ligase activity; zinc ion binding. NCBI's taxonomy places the organism in Eukaryota, Apicomplexa, Conoidasida, Eucoccidiorida, Sarcocystidae. The transcript has 15 exons. The record is from RefSeq and is a predicted model, not a curated record. Gene Ontology annotation, biological process: protein ubiquitination; ubiquitin-dependent protein catabolic process via the N-end rule pathway. The coding region runs from base 1518 to 17588 and encodes 5356 amino acids.